AUGAGCAGCUGGGGGGACGGCGGGCUUCGGUGGCCGCCCCCACCCCGCCGGGUGCACCUGCGCGCGGCGCCGCGGCCUCCCGCCGCCAGUGCCCGACCCCGGGCCACCGAACUCGCCGCCCCUCCCCUCCGGUCAGCCCGCCCGGCGGCGGAAGCGUCCCGACCCCCGGCAGGCACCGGAGAGCCGCGGGGGAAGAGAGCUCGCCAUCACAUGGAGGCCCGGGCCCGCCCCCAUUGGCUGCGGCCGAGCCAGUGGCGGCGCUCGCCGGCUGCGGUUGGUCCCGAAGCUGCAGCGCCUGCACGGGCCCGGAGUCCAUGUUACGCUUUGUCUAAUUCCCCCCGUAACAGAGUCAUGUGCUGCUGCUCCCGUCGCCGCCGCUGCCGCCGCCCGUGGUGCCCCGGCUCCUCCGCCGAGCUUCGAGGUGGCAGCCGCGGGCGGGGCCGCGGGAGCAGGGUGCAGGGCGCCGCGCGCCUCCGCCGCCCCGGCGCGUCCGGGAGCAGCAGUAGCCGCACGCCGCAGGUGAUGCCGCCACCUCCCGCCUCCGCCUAA
Messenger RNA from Rangifer tarandus platyrhynchus (Svalbard reindeer), 549 nucleotides. The record is from the annotation of a GenBank genome assembly. NCBI's taxonomy places the organism in Eukaryota, Metazoa, Chordata, Mammalia, Artiodactyla, Cervidae.